This is a messenger RNA of Penicillium expansum, 1353 nucleotides long. RefSeq lists its product as uncharacterized. NCBI's taxonomy places the organism in Eukaryota, Fungi, Ascomycota, Eurotiomycetes, Eurotiales, Aspergillaceae. The record is from RefSeq and is a predicted model, not a curated record. The transcript is spliced from 3 exons. The coding region runs from base 1 to 1353 and encodes 450 amino acids.
AUGGAGCAGGUUAACAUUCAAACUAAUGCUCCUCUUCUAGAAGAGAGAUUUUGCGAACUCAAAAAAUCGCUCAUCAAACCUGAAAACAAGCGAAAGGUCAUUGAGUCUUAUGGUAGACUUCUCAACUCACUGGAGUUAGUAGUCGCACACAUUGAGAAGUUUGGGUCUUCAUUAGUGCCAGAAAUAAAUUUCAACGAAGUUAAAGAAAAUGGGGGUCUUCUACCCGACGCGUUUGCAGAUCUAGUUCGUGAGAGAGGGUGUGUUAUUCUUCGGAAUGUUGUUAGUGAGCAACAGGCCACGGCUUGGGAGGCAUCGCUGAAAGACUACGUCUCUCGCCACCCUGGCGUUGGGGGCCAUCCAGCUAAGAAGCCGGCAGCUUGGAAUGUCUUCUGGACUCCAGCACAAGUGCAGAUGCGCUCCCACCCGGAUAUCUUGCAAGCUAUGAGAAGCGUUUCGCGUCUUUGGCAUUCCAAUGAUCCUUCGAUUCCGAUCGACUUUGAUAGCCAGGUGGUAUAUCCGGACCGAAUGCGCAUCCGAUACCCUAGUGAUGACCCCGAGCAGUUUCCACUGGCCCUUCACCUUGACAGCGGUGCAAUCGAGAGAUGGGAAGACGAAAUCAACCGACAGAAUUUUGACGCCAUAUUUCAAGGCAAUUGGGAGAAUUGGGAUGGGUGGGCUGCAGACUUUCGAGUCAACGCGAACACUGAUCUUUAUCAAACCGGAAUUUCUUGCUCCACCUGGCGCAGUCUUCAAGGAUGGUUAUCUCUCUCGCACACCAACACUGGGGAGGGUACUCUUCGCCUCCUGCCUCACUUGAAAGCCUCAGUCGCAUAUAUCAUGUUACGCCCUUUUUUCCACACUGGUGAAUUCGACGACUCCUUGCCGACAUUUCCCGGGGCUACACCUAGAAACACGCAAUUCUUUCCUACGACGGAACACCACCCACACCUCGACCUUGAGCGAGCAGUUGUUGGAAUUCCCCCUGUUCGACCCGGAGAUUACGUUUUCUGGCAUUGUGACUUGGUCCACGGCGUUGACCAAAUGAACCAAGGCAAAAAUGAUUCGAGUGUGUUUUAUAAUGCCUCCAACCCUCUGACUCCAGCCAAUGUCGACUCUCUUCUCGCUACACGGGACGCGUUUCUCGAGGGAGAUGUCCCUGUGGAUUUCAUGCGCGGCCACGGUACCAUGGAGCGCGAGUAUGAACACGAAGACCACGGGGCUAGGAAGGAAAAUAUCUUGACGGACGGUGGUCUGAGGGCCAUGGGCCUGUUAAGGCUAGAUGAAGAUGAGGAGGGCUUGACUUCUGGACAGAGAGAAGUAAGGCGGAUCGCAAACCACAUGUUGGGGCUGUAG